Messenger RNA from Anopheles funestus (African malaria mosquito), 585 nucleotides. Its product is annotated as serine/arginine-rich splicing factor 4-like. The transcript has a single exon. NCBI's taxonomy places the organism in Eukaryota, Metazoa, Arthropoda, Insecta, Diptera, Culicidae. The record is from RefSeq and is a predicted model, not a curated record. The annotation marks the transcript as partial.
AGGUCCAGGUCCAGGUCCAGGUCCAGGUCCAGGUCCAGGUCCAGGUCCAGGUCCAGGUCCAGGUCCAGGUCCAGGUCCAGGUCCAGGUCCAGGUCCAGGUCCAGGUCCAGGUCCAGGUCCAGGUCCAGGUCCAGGUCCAGGUCCAGGUCCAGGUCCAGGUCCAGGUCCAGGUCCAGGUCCAGGUCCAGGUCCAGGUCCAGGUCCAGGUCCAGGUCCAGGUCCAGGUCCAGGUCCAGGUCCAGGUCCAGGUCCAGGUCCAGGUCCAGGUCCAGGUCCAGGUCCAGGUCCAGGUCCAGGUCCAGGUCCAGGUCCAGGUCCAGGUCCAGGUCCAGGUCCAGGUCCAGGUCCAGGUCCAGGUCCAGGUCCAGGUCCAGGUCCAGGUCCAGGUCCAGGUCCAGGUCCAGGUCCAGGUCCAGGUCCAGGUCCAGGUCCAGGUCCAGGUCCAGGCCCAGGUCCAGGUCCAGGUCCAGGUCCAGGUCCAGGUCCAGGUCCAGGUCCAGGUCCAGGUCCAGGCCCAGGCCCAGGUCCAGGUCCAGGUCCAGGUCCAGGUCCAGGUCCAGGUCCAGGUCCAGGUCCAGGUCCAGG